UGUACUGUACAGUUGCUCAUGAGUCACGCAGCGCAGCCGUUCACAAAGAACAGAUUAAAUGUUUACAAUUAAAUCAGCGUGAGACAAAGGAAGAUUUUACGUUCACAUCGGGAGCGUGUCUUUUUGUCAGACUACAGCCAUGUGAUGGCAUAUAAGUCGACUGUAAUGUAACAAUCUCCACAGACGCUCAUUGACAUGACAUGGACCGAGGAGUGUCUCACUGAUAACAGAUGAACUAAGGAACGAUGUCGGACCAGGGUUAUGGCUUAACUCUCUCAGCUGCACCCCCGUUUCGCAGAGGCAGCACCCCCCUGCCAAUCAAGCACCAGCUAAGGCGAGAAGAGGCCGUGUCCGAGAAUUACGAUUGGACGCCUGGGCUUGACGAGCCUGUGACUCCACAAAUCAGCAUCAGCAAUAUCCAAGAUUCGCCCACCCUAAAACCUCCACAGCAAAAGUACCAUGGACCCCUUCGGAUAGUGCUACUGGGCCAAAACGGAGUGGGGAAAUCCUCUUUGGCACUUUGUCUCGCCGGACUGUCCGACAGAUCACUCUCUCUAGACUCGGAAACCCAGGCAAUUGAUGAGGGUUACCAGCGACGAGUGACCGUGGAUGAUGAGGACAGCACAAUUUUAGUGUUUGACAGUUGGAAACAGGACCUCUCCACCCUGCAAUGCGAGGUGUGCAUCCUGGUGUUCUCAUUGACUGACAGGCAUAGUUUCCACCGUAUUGCCCAACUCCGCCUGCUGAUGAGGGAGUCGCUGCCCCACACCCCCAUCAUCCUAGUGGGCAACAAGAGUGACCUUGUGCGGUCCCGUGAGAUCAGUACGGAGGAGGCUCACUCCAGCGCAAUGAUGUUUGGCUGCUUGUAUCUGGAACUCUCAGUCUCUCUGGACCACCACACUAAUGAUCUACUGGAGGCGGCUGUGAGAGCGGCCCGGGGCCACAGCCUGGGGCCCGGCUGGACAGAGGGGUCCCCAGCAGCUGCCCGAAGAGAGAGCCUAACCAGCAGAGCCAAACGCUUUCUGUCCGGGCUGGUUCCUCGCUCCCACCUCGGCCGAGACCGAGACAGGGAUGGAGGAAGAGACAGAGACCUCAGUAGACACAGAGGAAGUAGAAUGCUCAGGCAGAAAUCACGUUCCUGUCAUGAUCUCAGUGCUCUAAUGUAACAUGGCUGAUUCCCCGUUCACACUGACAGCGAUUUUAUUGUUGGAGAUAGCUGUACUGUUGGUCGCUAGCAGACGUUAUCGCCACUGGAUGCCCUUAUAUAAUGGUGGGCUGCACAACUGGGUAUAGCUUUUGAAAAAGUUUGGGGAUCAGAAAUGUGAUGUAUUGCCAGUAAAAAUGAGAUGUCAUUUUAUUUUGACGAGGAACCUGUUUUCUUGAUGCCAAAAAUUUACAUUCUGGAGGCACAAGUGUUUGUAUAUUAAUUGCAGCAGUGCAUAAUACAUAAUAUUAUUAUUACAAGUAAUAUCAAAAUUACUUGGAAUACAGACAUUUUUGGUUUUCCAUGCAUCAUUUUUGUUUUUUUAUUAUUAUGCCCCUGUGUGAGCAGCAGCAAAUCAUAUAGGGUUAUUCAAUGUCAAAUUUUAGAAACUUACCUGGCUGAAAUUUGUUAUUUUGUUAAUACUUUUUUAUUCUUUUUUUUUUUUUUUGGAUGAAAAGUAAACCUAAAUUAUGAAGAAAGUCAAAAUAUUAAAUGCUAUGAAUUAAUAUUUACUGAGUAAUCCAUUAUGUUGCAGAGAAUAAUUAAUCAUUAUUUUGUAGGGUCAAAAUUACAAUUUGUGCCUAGGAUAUUGGAGCAAAACUAAAGGUCAAAAAUAACCUUAGACAGGUGUCAGAGUUAUUAAUUUAUUUGUACACAGAGACAGGUUGGUCUAUUCCUAAAGCAGUUGACUUCAGCACACCUUGUUGCAUUAUAUGUCAAUUGUGUAUGUUAAAAAAAUGAAGAAGAAAAAAAACUUUUUUGUUGUGUAACAUUGACUGUAGACAUACUGUACAAUGCAACAAGGGGUGCUAGAGUUUAUUUAAUGUGUUUAUUAGACCUGUUUUUUUGUUUGUUUUUUUUUGAAAAUGAAUGAAAAUUUUUCAUUUUUACCCCCCUCUACAAAAUAAUGGAUUACUCAGUAAUAUUGAUCCAUGGCAUUUUAUAUUUUGGCUCUGAUAAUAAUUUAUUUCUUUCAUUAGUAAUAAAAAUAAAAUAAAAAAAUAAAUAAAGAAUUAAAACAAAAGGGGUUUAGUUGACAUAGAAUGACCCUAUAGUAUAGUAAAAUACACUGCCUGGCAAAAAAAAAAAAAAAAAAAAUCACAUACUCUAUUUCAUUGGAUCUUUAGCUUUGAUUACGCCGUGCAUUCAUCAUGGCAUUGUUUCGACAACCUUAUGCAACGUCACAACAUUUAUUUCCAUCCAGAGUUGCAUUAACUUUUGGCUGAGAUCUUGUAUUGAUGACGGGAGAGUCGAACCACUCCGUAAAGUCUUCUCAAGCACAUCCCAAAGACUUUCAAUGGGGUUAAGGUCAGGACUCUGUGGUGGCCAAUUCAUGUGUAAAAUUUCAGCAAUCUCCUUAGUUGUUUUCUUUGCUUGAUGCAGGCCAAUAAUUUGCCCCUUCUGAAACACAGUAACAUCUUUUCCACGACCACGGGAUACGUCUUCCGACAUGGUUGUUUAAGAAAUGAGAAGCUACACUGUAUCAGUUAGGGUUAAAAUAAUUGUUGCCAGCUGAAACAUAUUAAUCACUGCAAUAAUGAUCCAACCAUAGGCUCUUAAGUACAGUAUCUGCUUAUUUAAAUCCAAUUGGUGACUUUUAUUUGGCCAGGUAGUGUAAUUCACAGUCAAAUUAAAUUCUCCCCCGCCUUGCCUAUGUGAGAUGCUACAGCAUCUCACAGGAGACAGAUGAUCUCAUGAGCUCCACUGUCCUCAUUCCCAUUAGUCAUCGUUAUAUUGCAUCGCUGUCCAUUUACAUAAGGUUUUUACACACUUUUAUCAACUUUGGGUCACUGGUCACGCCACAUUGAAUUGUGAAUGGUCACAGUCACACUUGUUGCAGAAAAUCGACAGCUCUCCUUAAAAACGAAUGCCUUGCAGUCGCUUUUUUGCUCCAAAUUGCUGUCAGUGUGAACACCCAAAUGGAGGAGAGAGAAAGAGACUGCUGAGAGCAAGCUGGAAAUAGAGUUUGAAAAAGACAUAUAUGAGGAGGGGGGAGAUGUGGAAGAGGGUAGAGGAGCCAGGGAGAGAUAAAAGAGAAAAACUGCAUGUAUAGAUUGACAGGUGCUGAGAUAAGAGACAGUGUUUCCGCACCACAUCACAGAGGCGAUAAUCCUCCGAUUAUAUUACCUAAACUAGUACGUGUGAAAUUAGUUGUUUAUACCAGUCUCUCAGUCAUCGAAUGUGUCAGUGGUACAGAGAAACCUAGCAUUGUAAAAACUAUCCUGACCAAAACAUGACAUUUAAGGUUGCAAGAGUCCUCCAAACACAGACAAACACACACAAAUAUAGCACUGAAUCUCAGUAUGAGUAGAUCAUGCUGCCUGUGGCAGGCUGUUAGUGUUGAUAGAGUAGCUCCCAUAGUAGUCCCUGUUGAGAAGCAUGCUGACACCGCAAGGAUACAGAACUGUAGUAAAAGUUCUGCAGUAAAAAAAUAAGAUAAAAGGUCCACAGGCACUAAAGAUACUGUAGUUAUUGCAUAAUUUUAUUUUAGCUUUUUUCACCUUGUUCCCAUUAAAAAUCUCUCACUCUCUGUUUAUCACAGAGAAAACAUUAGGAACUAACACAGUUUCCUAACCAGUGUUGUGUGACUUUUAGUCAAUGUCAAUUAUCUUUGAUGCCAUUUAUAUGCUACUGUACUCCUAAGUUGACAAAACAUACAAUUAGGUGAACGUCUUUCUCAGACCAAAAAUAUUGAUAAUUCCAAUUGCAUACAGGUGUGUAUACAAAUUUAUGUCCAAUUAAAUGUUCUCUAGUAGUAGAAGGUCCCUUCUUCUAAUACGAUGGGUUAACAAUUAGCAAUAGCAAGAAGCAAAUCAUGGUUCACGUCUGUGGCAUAAACUAAAGCCUGUUGGCUAUUGAAAAAAAGGGGGCCAAGUGUUUUGAUGUGUUCCACUCAAACUUCCUGUUUCAAUAGAAAAUAUGUCCACUCAGAAAAGAAAUUUGAGCUUGUAACGUGAUUUCAUGAGGUCUUUUAGAAAAUUAUUCUGUCUGUGCUAAUUGGAAAAAUGACAAAAUCACAGUCAAUCAGAACAUAUUUGAUGAUAAACAGACCGCAGCAACUUGAUUUUGGAAGUAUUUUUCUCACAAUUUUUUUCCAUAAGGAUUUCAUAAAGUACUUCAUAUAAGAUUUCUAAGCCAUGAACCAAACUAUCCAGCUCUGAGGUGAAUCACAGCAAACAUUCUACAAACUUUGAUUCGAAGCAAAAAAGAUACAAGAUACUGUUUUUAGAUAAAAAAAAUAAAAUAAAAAAAAAAGCUUGAAGAGGUGGUCACCAUUAACUGCCAUUGUAUGACAUCACCGAGCACAACAUUUUUUUCACAAUUUCUUUGUGUUAAGAAAGUAAUAUUGGGUUAUAACAACACAGGGGUGAUUAAACAAUGGCUGAAUUAAAAUGUUUGGGUGAACUAACCCUUUACUUUGGUACCCGCAUGCUGUCUGACUGACACACAACUGCUUUCAAAUGCUCACACGCUUAUUUGAGUGUGCUUUGUUACUCCUUUUACACUGAAAUGCACAAUUAAUCAAAUUACAAUUGUGGUAUGUCCUAGUGUGAUUAUUAAACUGCGAAAGGCUGCAAUCUUAGUGUGGAUGAGCUGCGUACUUUAUAUGAAUGUAUAAAUCCGACUGCUCAUACACUGGAAACUCCACAGACAUUGAGAAUCAUUGCCGUUGUGAGAUGACAGAGCAGAGCACUAAUCCACUGUGACACGCGUAUUACAUGUAGAAUAUAUUUUAUAUGAUUAAAUCACAGCAUUUGCACUUUAACAAUCACACUGGGCCAUGUAGCAAACAUGACAGAGAAAGGGAAGCUUCUAUCAAAAUAAAAGCUCAUGUCAAAAUAAAAGCAUGAGUCAAAAUAAAAGCUAGGCGCCAGGAAUUGAAGAAAUUGCUACAGAAAUACAGUGUAUUACAGAUGUAUAGUAAAAUGUAAAAUUCACUGUAGUAAUAUUCAUAACAAUAUUAAUAAUAAAUAAUUAUUAAUAAAUAAUAAUAACAAUUAAGCAUUAUAUCACAAGCAAGAGUGCUGUUGUUCUGAAUAAAAGUUUGUUAAAUGCAAUGGUAUGUUGAAAAGUACUUUUUCUAUUUUUUACUUGUUAAAAGUUUUAAAAAGUUUUAAGAACUACUUUGAUUAGACACCAUUUUAAUGAUGAAAUUAAAUUAAACUUUAAAACAUGGAAUUCUGGAAAAAAUUAUAAAGAAAAAAUGUUUUGGGAAAAAAUAAAAACAGAUUUCAAUAUGGCCCUACUUAAAACACUUAAUCAAUACAUACUUAAUUGAGAAACACUUGAAAGAAACAUGCAUUUAAAUUCAUUUAUUAUUUAUAUUGAAAUUUAACUUAAAAUAGUCUAAAGGAGUAUGUUUAAUAGCACUUUACUGUAUUAGCAUAAUUUCACUGUGGUGUCGAAAUUGGUAUCGAGAACAAUGUAAUUUCACUGGUAUACUGAAAUUCUGGAAUCGUGAUAACACUAAUUUAACAUGAUUGUUUUUUUUUUUAAACAAACUUGAAAUAACACUGACUGAUGGCUUCAACAGAAUUGUAUACCAUCAAUUAAUAACCUCGAGCACACAGCAGCUCUGUCUUUACAGAUUUUUGAGUUAUCGUUAAUAUUUAAUUCCCCUAUGGAAAAAGUGAAUACGAUUUUUUUACUUCCAGAACCACACUGUUGCAUUCUAUAUACAGCUAUGUGGAGCAGGAUUUUAAAGCAAUGAGAUUUCACUGUAGGCAGGGCUACUCAGCAUGAAGCAACUAAAAUAGAAACCAAACACCAGACCAAACCAAAGUGAUUUGUUGUCACUUUGGUUGCACCUGGUUAAGACACAGUGUCAAACAGCAGUUGCAGACAUAAUAGUCAGUGUAAGCUGAACUGAUGACAGAUUCUUCUUUCACAUAAAAUUGGUCUUUAUGUAUAAUGUUUAAUGAUACAGAUCAGUUGUAUUUAUUGGCUAAUUUUGUCCAAAAGAUUGAUGUGAUCAACAUGUGUUGACCUCCAGGAGGAGAUCGUUCUUGAUGCAAGCUGUUAUUGCGAAGACAUAUGUCACAGUAGGAAUUUGCCUUCAGACUAAUAGCAAAGAUUUGUGGAACAUAUGGGCCGAAUCAACAGAAAUGUGGAGGUAAAGGUAUUCAAAGCAGUUUUUUUAUUGUUCUUGGAUAAACAGCUGGCUAGUUGCUGUAAUUGCGAAUUGUACCUUCAAGGGCCUUAUUUACAAGAGGAAUUAGCACUUGCUAAAAUAGUUUGCAUGUGCAGUUCCAUAGUGUGAUAAUUAUUGAAGUGAAAGUGGCGUAUGGCUGAUUUGGCGUGCUUCAGAAAACGCAUUCAACAAACAAAAACUCUGUUGGAAUUAAUUGAGAACAAUAUUUGAAGAAAACAGGCAGUAUUUGUGAUUAGGUACAGAUACAUUUCUGCCUGAUUCCUUUUUUUAUUAUCUGAAUUUUGAAAAAGUAAUGGCUUUUAAUCUAGCUUUUACUCACAAUGAGCAAAAUCACAUUACUAAUGGAUUGUUUUAAGUUGUAAUGGGCCAUUUGUUGCUGGUGCUACAGCACUUAUAAUGAUAGAUUGCAAUACAUUGAUGUUAAUAUUAGCAAUAGUAAGAACUACUACAUUUUACCAAUUUAAACUCUUAAUUACGCACACUCGUAAUUAAACUCUACUAAAGAAGUGGACCUGCUAUUUAAUGAGCAUAAAACAAGAAAGACGACAUUAUUAGGCAAUCAGUGCUGGCAGGGAAAGCAGAUUGGUCUGUAGAGAGAGCUUUGAUAGAGUCCCUUGAGUCAGACAGAGGCAACUCUAGAGAUUAACUUAAAUUUUGAGUUGUGCCAAAUUGCCGCUUAGCUCAUUCAACACCUCAGUCUAAUGAAAGCAAGUCAUGUUCACACAACACUGACAAGUGAAUAAAAACCAUCAGACUCUUAAUUUGCUAUAUACGGGUUGAUUGUAAUGUAUAUAGUAUUCGAUUUAGCUGCAUGCAGUAGCUAAAUGCAAGUCUCAGAGAUCUAAAAAUGCGCUUUUAACUUAAUGCCAUAAUGCCCUGGGUUCAUGUUAGAAAUGUACUUUAAAUUACGUUUCACCUCACUUUCCUAAAUUCCUUGUCACCAAAUAAAAGAACAGAUGUUAGGACAAGCAAUACUGAAAACGGCCCACUUUGUCAAGUAGUCUUAAAGCAUGUAAUGUCUUUUCUCAUAUAUAAUGAGGCUGAACUGUGAUUUUACCAAGUUUAAUGUGUAUUAAUGAAUGUCCUUGAUCAACAUCCUUGUUGGUCCCAGAACAACAUUCCUAUCAACCAAUCAAAUUUUAGGGUUACAUUAUUGAACAACAUGCAUACCAAACUAUCAUUUCCCUCUGAUUUUUUAUAUGCCAUAUAGGAUCAAACAUUUCUGUGGGGGCUGGCCACACAGGCUUAUGUAUCAACUAUAAAAACGCAACGUUCUGGAAACGUUCAGAGGUCAAACAUGGCAUCACCAUUCACUUGUUCCUCGGUAUUGAUGAAUGUUCUCCACUCUGUCUUUGAAAAUGAGAGAA
This is a messenger RNA of Myxocyprinus asiaticus (Chinese sucker), 7723 nucleotides long. RefSeq names its product GTP-binding protein REM 2-like. The transcript is spliced from 5 exons. Lineage: Eukaryota; Metazoa; Chordata; Actinopteri; Cypriniformes; Catostomidae. Gene Ontology annotation, cellular component: plasma membrane. Gene Ontology annotation, molecular function: GTP binding; GTPase activity; calcium channel regulator activity. The coding region runs from base 246 to 1166 and encodes 306 amino acids. The record is from RefSeq and is a predicted model, not a curated record.